UCAAGAACGGCCGACCGAACGUCGACCGUAAUCACUUGAAUAUAGUAAAAAAUGACUAACGGUUAUAUCGGUUGAAAAAUUAUCGGAAUAUUCAAGGUUUUUGAAAAUUCAAGAGUCGGAAAAAACUUUAACUUUGGAUAACUUCCAUUUCGUCAUCAUAUUUAUUGUGUUAGUCGAAAAUAAUAAUCAACAUAAGAGGCAUAUAUUGAAAUUAAUUAACAAAAUUCAAUUGUGCGUCUAAAUAAAAUUCUUGAAUGAUCGAGAUUUUGUGAAGUAAUUUUGAACUUUCGAUACUUAGUGAAUUAUUGUUCGAGCUGAAAUUAGUUCCACGUCCACUCAUAUUCAUGAAUUUUUUUUUUUUUUUUUUUUUUUAAUUUACCAUUUUCGAUAAAAAGUGGAAUUUGAGGAUUAUUCAACUCUUGAAGAGACGCGUUGAGAUCGUGAGCCGUGGACAUCGAUCACCUCUGGGAUCAUAGUGUUACAAUAACAACAGGUUCAUCAAAUUACAACGGCAUCAGCAGCAAUGGGAUGAAUAUCUGAAAUUAUUCAAAUGUGAAUUUGAAAGAAUUGAAACACAUUUCACAUAGAACUCGAGUACUCUAUUGAUAUCGUACCAGAAAAUUUCCACUAGAUGUGCAGUUAUCAUUGGUCUUCUAAAAAGAGGCAUCUUAAUGAAGGGAAAGAAGGCCGCAAACAAGCAUGGCGGAAAAAAGAAUGUUAGGCAAAGUGAAUUUCACACAGAGCGACGCAAUUUCAAGUGAUAAUUGGGAACAAAGUGACGUCAGAAUAAUCGGAGAUGGAAGAUUUCCGAUUGUGGCUAAUAACGUGGCUUUUGAACUGAUGAAUACGAGCGUUGGCUCGUCGACGACAACAACCACCGCUACAACGACUACAACAAUAGGGAACACUUCGAGCUCCGGUACAGCGGACAAUGGUAGCAUACUCGAAGGCCUCAUUGUACCCCUCUAUGCGAUUAUAUUUCUUCUAUCUGUAAUCGGCAACUGUCUCGUACUGGUUACUCUCGCCAGGAACAAGAGAAUGAGGACCGUCACCAACGUUUACCUGUUGAAUCUCGCGGUCUCGGAUCUGCUACUCGGUGUGUUUUGUAUGCCGUUCACGCUACUGGGACAGAUACUGAAGAAUUUCGUAUUUGGGUUAGUCAUGUGUAAGCUGAUACCCUACUUUCAAGCGGUAUCAGUGUCGGUCGGGGUUUGGACACUUGUUGCAAUAUCGUUGGAGCGUUACUUUGCGAUAUGUCGACCACUGAAAUCGAGACGUUGGCAAACCCAAUUUCACGCUUAUAAGAUGAUCGCCCUAGUUUGGGCGGCCAGUCUCACGUGGAACUCACCGAUCCUUGUCGUCUCGACACUUCGAGCUCUUCGAGGAGGAAGGCAAAAAUGCAGAGAAGAUUGGCCAAGUAUCGAAGCUGAAAGAAUUUAUAAUAUUUUUCUCGAUGGUACGCUCUUACUCGUGCCCCUAAUUGUUAUGAGCUUAGCUUAUUCUUUAAUAGCUACGAAACUAUGGAGAGGCAUGAAACGUGAAAUCCGUCAAAGUUCUUCUUGCAAGUUAAGACUAGAGAGAGUCGAAUCAUCAGCUGCUGCUGCCCUAAAUCCAUACACCCACGUCGAAAAGGAAAAUUCACCAUUAGGCCUGGUAACCGGAAACGGAAUGGUUCCGAAGCAAACGAGCGGUAUAUUGUCGUCCUCCACUUGUCAUCAGGCUUCCCCUCUUUCUACAACGCCCACGCAACCUGUGACGAUAACUCCGAAAGGGAAAAAAUCUCGGUCAAAUGCUUCGAGCCCCGGCACCGAGUUCGUCAAGCUGUUGUUGACAAAACGAUCGGUCGGUCAGCCACGCUCUGGAACUUCAACAGUCACGUCGAGAAGCAAAAGUUUCAAAUUUUCACGGCCUGAUAUGCUUGGCAGUACGCGUUUAAGAAGAGAUUUAAGAAAGUCGGAAGGAACUACCGUAGAUAUUCCUGUCGAUGAUCAUAGCGGUGAUACUAAUUAUGCGUUUGGUAGACAACACGCAAUUAGGAGUAAUUAUAUGGGAAAGAGCAUUGAAGCAAAGAAAAAGGUAAUCAGAAUGCUAUUUGUGGUGGUCCUCGAGUUUUUUCUCUGCUGGGCGCCGCUGUACGUCGUAAAUACUUGGUACCUUUAUGAUCCAAAAUUCAUUUAUCAUCACGUUGGAAGUACAGGAAUCAGUUUGGUACAACUAUUAGCGUAUGUGUCGAGUUGUUGCAACCCGAUAACUUACUGUUUUAUGAAUCGAAAGUUUCGACAAUCCUUUCUAAGCUUGUUCGAUUGUUGGGGUUGUUGGCGAUUAAAGUGCUUGGAUGCCGAGGCAUCGUUGGGAGUUACGAGGAAUGCUACUCAGCCAGGAAACAGCGAGCUAAGCGGAAACGAGUCGACUAUUUAUCUUGGCAGAACUUCCGUCGUUGCGAGAUCCGAGGUGGUGAGACUUUUGGAGGAGGAGAACCGAGUUUAGCAUCGACUUUCCUCCACAAAUUCAAGUGGAACAACGAGAGUGAUGGAAAUGCUGAGUUCUGGUACGGCAACGAUGAUGUCGGCUGCGACGUUACCAGCAUCAACGAGGAAGGUCUCGACUAUCUCAACGCAGACAUCGCGGUCUUCAUUCACCAAUUCACCCAAUUCACCUGGAAUUUACUGUCUCGAUCUUGAGCCAGAGGAAGACAGUUUUUUCUUAAGGAUAUCGUGGCGUCCCCCACCUUCCAGUAUCGCAAGCAAUUCAUUCGGUUUAUCUUCAGCUCAAAAAAUCAAUUCUCCUUCAAGUACGAUUAGUCAGUCUCGUCUUUCAACUUCCGGACCCUCGUGCUUUGAUGAUCUCAGACUUUUGUACGACUGACGAAUAAUCAGAACGGAAACGCAAGUGUGAAACCCCUUGUGAGAAGAAGAUAUUGGAGAAAUUAAACAAAUCCUGCCAGGUAAAUGCAACGAGACUAUUAUUAGGCGAUGAUAGAAUCGUUCCUACACAAUCGUCCGGAUUCACCAUUCAACUUGAACUCCAUUAAUUAUAUUUUUUUUUCUCGUGAAUUAUGUGACAUAAAGUGCAUUCUUGAGACGAUGAAACGAAAACAUUUGCUAGCAGUGCGUCCUGUUAAAUAUUUCAUUUUGGUUAAAUUACCAAAUCAAAUAAAAUAAACUCAUCUGAA
Messenger RNA from Venturia canescens, 3172 nucleotides. RefSeq names its product cholecystokinin receptor type A-like. Gene Ontology annotation, cellular component: plasma membrane. Gene Ontology annotation, biological process: neuropeptide signaling pathway. NCBI's taxonomy places the organism in Eukaryota, Metazoa, Arthropoda, Insecta, Hymenoptera, Ichneumonidae. Gene Ontology annotation, molecular function: neuropeptide receptor activity; gastrin receptor activity. The record is from RefSeq and is a predicted model, not a curated record. The transcript is spliced from 10 exons. The coding region runs from base 700 to 2487 and encodes 595 amino acids.